CUUCAGACUCUGUCUGGUAGGGAGUGAAGCUAGUAGCUAGUCGAGGUGAAUGAGGAAGAAAAAGUUUCACAAACGCCAAUCUUUAUCAUUCGCCAGUGUAGUCUGUUUUGCCUUUAUCACUAAAUUAAAAAGCCGGCUAGACAUAUCGUUCAACUUUUUGUAAACAAAAGAAAACGAUACCCAGUCAAGUAAUAUCCUUUCAAGUAAAUGGCGUUGACAGCGGAUGCGUGAGUGGAGCGCGCGUCGUGCGCGCUAGAUAGAAUUAAAGUUUCCGUUACCUUUUAAAUUGGAAAUCCUCGUCUUAGCUAAUUGAAUGUCGCUACAAGUGCGUCGUCAUCAACCCUGUGAAUGAUCGAAUAUUUGAUUUUGUAUAGUCCAUAGACUUACACGCGCAUCGCUCGGUUUUUUUUUCUUUGGUUGUUGCUGCUGCUGCUGUUGCUCCGAAUCGAUUGUUUCCAUCAUCUUCUUCAUUUCUCCCGAAAUCGAAAUGCAUCUACGACUGUCGGCGACCUCAUCAGCCACUCCUGGCCUCUCUCCUUUGCUCGUGCUCUGGAUGUUGCGGAUGGUCGCCACUUGCUACGUGGAAACAAAUGGGAUGCGUUAUUCUAGAGGACCCUUGUCGGUGGCGGAGGAGGUGGAGGGCCGUGAGAACGACGAGAAGCGGCUGUUGAGGCACUUGAUGCGCGGCUACGAGCGUGAUGUCCGUCCAGUCAAGAACGCCUCGACACCAGUUGUCAUCCAAUUGAGCAUCACUUUGACUCAAAUCUUCGACAUGGACGAGAAGAAUCAAGUCCUCACAUCGAUCGUCUGGCUGGAUCAAGAAUGGAAAGACGAACUUCUGACAUGGGAUCCCAACGAUUUCGGUGGAUUGAAAAUAAUGAGAAUGCCGUGCGAAAGGAUCUGGUUACCUGAUAUUGUCCUCUACAACAACGCGGAUGAUUACACUCGCGGGUACAUGAACAGCAAGGCCAUGGUCAGUUAUGACGGCAACGUAUUUUGGCCGCCUCCCACCAAGUUUCGGAGCACUUGCCCUGUUGACGUUACAUAUUUCCCGUUUGACGACCAAACGUGCGUCAUGAAACUCGGCUCGUGGACCUACGAUGGAUUCCAGGUGGACGUAACUAAUCGAACAUCGGAAGUGGAUUUAACCAAUUACGUGCCCAACGGCGAAUGGGAAUUGUUGGAGGCGCGGCUCAUCCGCAACGUCGUCUUUUACAGCUGCUGCCCUGAACCGUUUCCUGACUUGACGGUGACGCUCAAGAUCCGCCGCAAGAUCCUUUACUACAUGGUCAACGUCGUACUACCCUGCGUGAUGAUGUCCGUCCUGACUCUGCUCGUCUUCUGUCUGCCUCCGGAAUCGGGCGAGAAGAUCGCACUUGGCAUCACCGUCCUUCUGGCCUUUUCCGUCUUCAUGCUGGCCAUUGCUGAAAAGAUGCCGGAGACUUCCGAGUCGAUACCACUCAUCGGGAUUUAUCUGACUGCUGUGAUGGCGAUUACUUCCAUUUCGGUGGUCAUGACGGUGAUCGUUCUCAACUGCCAUUACAAAGGACCUACCGCCAAGCAAGUUCCUCGCUGGAUGAGAAGAUAUGUUCUCAGAUCGAGUGCCGGAAGAUGCAAUGAUCAUCAUCAGAAACGGCCGGCGGCGCAUUAUCAAGCCUUUGAAGAGGCGGCAGCAACUGCAGCGGCUGUGGCAGCAGCCGGUGCUAAUACGCCUGUCGUUGGGCCGACCGGCAGUUGUCUGGGUAACGGAUGUCGUCUCAAGAGCGGAGCGUCCAGCAACUCUGCCAGCCGAGAAAAUAUUCCUUCGGCCGAAUUCAUGCACAGCGGUGGCGUUGGUGGCGGCAUCGAUAACUAUAGAGGACUGCCCAAUCCGGCCUCUAGUGUUUCCACCAUCCCGAUGACCCUCAACACUUCCGCCCCGCCCCAAUCGUUUCGAUUCCGCGUCGCCGAGUAUUCCGAGGAACGAAAACGCAGUUUCGUCCGACUCAGCCGAAAAUAUCGUCAAGCCCAGCACAGCCAAGGCGCACAGACGGAGAGCGAAGAUGAUUACGGUGAAGCCAUGCUAUCCAUUAGCGUGCCACCUCCUGGUCUUCUCCAUUCAACACUUCCCGUUCCUGGUAUGGGGGAAACUGCAAUGGAAUCGGGAGGCCUUUGCCAAACUUGUCGGAGGACUGCGGGACUGGGCGGAACUGGGUGUAACAAGCCCAUCCAUUCACCGUACGCGUUCAACGUGUCGAAUGAUCAAGAUAGCAUGAUGCGCUAUUUCCUCGACCGGCAAAAGUUCACCGAAGACGGCCAAGCCGUUGUCAUUGAGUGGCGCCAAUUGGCCGCUACUGUCGAUCGCAUUCUAUUCUGGGUCUUUUGCGUCAUGACUUCCGUCUCAUCAGCUCUCUUUCUCAUAAUCAUACCUGGAUACAACCGUGGUUGGUUCAACCCCAAGCCACUUUGAAUAGAAUAAUACCUCAUCGGUGAAUGCAGUCAAAUGUAUAAACCAGACUUUGACUGUUGCGGAGUGUUGCGGGGGGGGGGGGGGGGGGGGGGGAGCACUGAUCGUCUUUGAGAUGAAUUUGACGUCCUCCAGAACGGCACACGUUUUAUUUGAAUUAGGAAAAGAUGAAGCAAUUUCUAAUAAAUGCGGCUGUUUCUAGCCCUUCGAUCAAUGAAGCUUAUCCAACCCAAGCCAGGGUAAAAUUCUGUACACGGAGUGUGUGUGAGUGUAUAAGUGUGUGUGUGUGCAUUCUAUUUGAUUUUGAUACUUCUGGCUAAAAGCCUCGUUUCCGGGCGCGAGAGGACUUUGCCUCUUUCAGUGCUGAAAGGAGCCUAUAUAAGAAUAUAGACCUUCGAGGAAAACAGCCAUCAUAAUAGCGCUUGAUAGAACGAGAAGAAACUGUAUAUGUAUCUACGUAGUUAGAUCGCAAAUAAAAA
This is a messenger RNA of Daphnia pulicaria, 2925 nucleotides long. RefSeq names its product neuronal acetylcholine receptor subunit alpha-10-like. NCBI's taxonomy places the organism in Eukaryota, Metazoa, Arthropoda, Branchiopoda, Diplostraca, Daphniidae. The transcript has 9 exons. Gene Ontology annotation, cellular component: postsynaptic membrane; neuron projection; synapse. The record is from RefSeq and is a predicted model, not a curated record. Gene Ontology annotation, biological process: nervous system process; monoatomic ion transmembrane transport; chemical synaptic transmission. Gene Ontology annotation, molecular function: acetylcholine-gated monoatomic cation-selective channel activity; transmembrane signaling receptor activity. The coding region runs from base 488 to 2449 and encodes 653 amino acids.